AUGGCGGCGCUGGUGGCGGCCGAGGCCGCAGAGCCUUGUAGCCGAAACGGCCCGGGCAGAGGUCGAGCCCCUCGGGGCCGCUUGGCCAAUCAGAUCCCAGCUGAGAUCCUGAACAAUCCCCAGCUGCAGGCGGCCAUCCAAGUCCUGCCUUCCAACUAUAACUUUGAGAUUCCCAAGACCAUCUGGAGGAUCCAACAGGCCCAGGCCAAGAAGGUGGCCUUACAAAUGCCCGAAGGCCUCCUCCUCUUCGCCUGUACCAUUGUGGAUAUCUUGGAAAGGUUCACAGAGGCCGAAGUGAUGGUGAUGGGCGACGUGACCUACGGGGCUUGCUGUGUGGACGACUUCACUGCGAGAGCCCUGGGAGCUGACUUCCUGGUGCACUAUGGCCACAGCUGCCUGGUUCCCAUGGACACCUCGGCCCAAGACUUCCGGGUGCUGUACGUCUUUGUGGACAUCCGGAUAGACACUGCCCACCUCCUGGCCUCUGUCCGCCUCACCUUUCCCCCAGGCAGCGCCCUCGCGCUGGUCAGCACCAUUCAGUUCGUGGCAACCUUGCAGGCAGCUGCCCAAGAGCUGAAAGCUGAGUAUCGUGUGAGUGUCCCACAGUGCAAGCCCCUGUCCCCUGGGGAGAUUCUGGGCUGCACGUCCCCCUGCCUACCCAAGGAAGUGGAGGCUGUGGUAUAUCUUGGAGAUGGCCGCUUCCACCUGGAGUCUGUCAUGAUCGCCAACCCCAAUAUCUCCGCUUACCGAUACGACCCUUACAGCAAGGUCCUGUCCAGAGAGCACUAUGACCACCAGCGCAUGCAGGCCAACCGCCAGGAGGCCAUAGCCACUGCCCGCUCAGCUAAAUCCUGGGGUCUCAUCCUGGGCACUUUGGGCCGCCAAGGCAGUCCCAAGAUUCUGGAGCACCUGGAAUCUCGGCUCCAAGCCUUGGGACUUCCCUUCGUGAGGCUGCUGCUCUCCGAGAUCUUCCCCAGCAAGCUCAGCCUCCUUCCUGAGGUGGAUGUGUGGGUGCAGGUGGCAUGUCCACGCCUGUCCAUUGACUGGGGUACAGCCUUCCACAAGCCGCUGCUCACGCCCUAUGAGGCGGCAGUGGCCUUGAGGGACAUUUCCUGGCAGCAGCCCUACCCUAUGGACUUCUACGCCAGCAGCUCCUUGGGGCCGUGGACGGUGAACCACGGGCGGGAUCGGCUGCUCCAGGUCCCAGGCCGGCCGGCCCUGGGGAAGGUUCAGGGGUGGCCCGCGCGCCCCUCUCCAGCCGCGGCUUGCGAGCUUUGCAGCUGCAGAGACGAGGAGGUGUCGCCGAUCGCUCCCUGA
Molecule: messenger RNA, 1317 nt
Organism: Rangifer tarandus platyrhynchus (Svalbard reindeer)
Lineage: Eukaryota; Metazoa; Chordata; Mammalia; Artiodactyla; Cervidae
Source: the annotation of a GenBank genome assembly